Messenger RNA from Armigeres subalbatus, 645 nucleotides. RefSeq lists its product as uncharacterized. The record is from RefSeq and is a predicted model, not a curated record. The transcript has a single exon. The coding region runs from base 1 to 645 and encodes 214 amino acids. Lineage: Eukaryota; Metazoa; Arthropoda; Insecta; Diptera; Culicidae.
AUGUACGAUGGGCUAUUGCAGCUAACACUAUCAAGAGGUGUGAAGAUCGUUGGGUUUGAGGACGACGUGGCUCUCAUGGUAUUCCGAGAAACAAUAGAAGAGGUGGAAGUACGCGCAACGCAGGCGAUAGAAAUAAUAGAAAACUGGAUGUGCGGAAAAAAGCUGCCAUUGGUUCAUCACAAAACUGAAGUGAUGAUGAUCAGCAACCGAAAGGCAGUACAGCAUAGUACGAUUACGGUUGGAGAAGUCACCAUCGACUCGAAGCGAGAGGUAAAUCUUGGGGUAAUGAUCGACGACCGGCUCAAUUUCAAUACCCACGUCGAUUAUGCUUGCGAAAAGGCAACUAAAGCGAUCACAGCGUUGACCAGAAUCAUGUUAAACAGUUCUGCGAUUAGUAUCAGUAAGAGAAGACUCCUGGCCAGCGUAUCUACGUCAAUUCUCAGAUACGGAGCUCCUGUCUGGGCGGCUGGUGUAAUCACGAGGAGGAAUCUGAAUCGGCCCAAUAGCACCUAUACGCUGAUGGCCAUAAGAGUGGCAAAUGCAUAUCGUACCAUAUCGAUGGAUGCGGUUUGUACCAUAGUAGGAAUAAUCACCAUAAACAUUUUAUUGGAGGACUGUGAGUGCUACAGACUGUCGAUUCGAUGA